AUGCUUUAUUUCUUUAUUUUCCCAUCAUCUGUAUCAAUUUCCAGACGCAACUCGCUCAACGCCGACGGCUACUAUCGUGAUCUCGAGAAAAUGCACGAACGUGGUCUUUUCACCACUGGUGUCAAUUAUAAUGCAGAGAAAAGCGAAGACUUCCUGAGCCUCAUCGAAAAAAUGCAAAGCAAUCGGUUGGAUGAUCAGAGAUGCGAGAUGCCAGAGCGGAAUUAA
Molecule: messenger RNA, 225 nt
Organism: Caenorhabditis remanei
Lineage: Eukaryota; Metazoa; Nematoda; Chromadorea; Rhabditida; Rhabditidae
Exons: 3
Coding region: 1-225 (74 amino acids)
Molecular function (GO): GTPase regulator activity; protein binding
Source: RefSeq, a predicted model, not a curated record